Molecule: messenger RNA, 1158 nt
Organism: Thecamonas trahens ATCC 50062
Lineage: Eukaryota; Apusomonadida; Apusomonadidae
Exons: 1
Coding region: 1-1131 (376 amino acids)
Source: RefSeq, a predicted model, not a curated record
AUGGCGGAGGUAGAGACAUUGCGCAAGGGCGGGGAGAGGACCGGGCGGAAGCGGCGGCUGGAUGACGGUGGUGGCGAAGCCGGCGCAAGUGGUGGCGAGGCCGAGCGGGCUGUCCGUGGUCGCGGCCUCGAUGAGCUGCCCAUCCGGACGACGCUGGCGAACUGGGAGAGAGUGUUUGCAGAGCAUGGCGUGGCCUUUCUGCCCGGGGCAGCGGUCGAAGCCGGGAUUCUGAGCGCGGAUGGCGAGAUCCAGGCUGCUGGUCGGGUUCUGGAGGCUUGCGUCGGUUAUGAGGACAAGAUCGGCGAGACGUGGACGAUGGAGUCGACGACCAAGGGCACGCCCAAGGACCUGGCAGAGCUACGGGCGGCGGCAUCGCGCAAUGGCGACGACGGUGAGCAGUGGUACGCGUCGUACGUGGCCCAGGGCGCGCGUGCGCUGGUGGCAGGUGUGGACGCGGCGCUGCCGUUGGCCGUGCUCCCGCUGGCGGACCCGGAUCGGCCGAUGUAUGUCUCGCCAUGCGUCUGGGUCUUUGCCGGCCGCAACAUCAAUGAUGAGCCGCUGCAGGGCCGGCGCGAGCACACUGACUCGGUCAACUGCAAUGCAACAUGGCACAUUCAGCUGGCAGGGAUCAAGGUGUGGCGGAUCCGGCGCGACGGCGUGGUGUACACCAUCCCGUGUAGCGCGGGCGACGUGCUUGUUGUCGACACGGUCUCGUGGUGGCAUUGCACUCAUUUGCCGCGGACCCAGCUGUCGCUCUCUGUGGCACACGAUGUGUUUCUCGAUGACAACGCUGUGGAGCACAGCCCAGGCAGCAGCGGUGACGAGGGUAGCGACGACGAGCUCGGCCCUGUGACCAACAAGGACGGCCUUUACGCCGCCGACGACGUGGAGGAGGGUACUGUGCUCUUCACCGAAGGCGACAUGCCCGAGGCUGAGCUCCCGCAUGCGCCGGAUGGCAACUGCGGUGUGGCGUGGGCUGAGGAUGACGACGGCGAGGCAGUCGGCGUCCUCGUCGCGCUCCGCGACAUCCAGCGUGGCGAGUGGUUUGUCGUCCGAGAGGAGACGGACGACGACGACGACGACGACGAUGACGACGGCGACGGCAGCGGCGUAGAAGAGGAUGUCGAGUGAGCCGAAUACACACGAAUGAGAGGGCGA